Molecule: messenger RNA, 855 nt
Organism: Rangifer tarandus platyrhynchus (Svalbard reindeer)
Lineage: Eukaryota; Metazoa; Chordata; Mammalia; Artiodactyla; Cervidae
Source: the annotation of a GenBank genome assembly
AUGACCCGGCUCCUGGGCGUGGUACACAGAGUGGCUUUGGCCAUUGUGGGCUGCAGUAGCCCGAGCUGCCGCAGUCUUGCCAUGUUCUAUGCCGUGAGGAGGGGCCGCAAGGCCGGAGUCUUCCUGACCUGGGAUGAAUGCAGAGCACAGGUGGACCGGUUUCCUGCAGCCAGAUUUAAGAAGUUCGCCACAGAGGAGGAAGCCUGGGCCUUUGUCAGGUCUGCAAGCCCCAGUGAUUCAGGAGGGCAAAAAACUAAACACAUAGAAGAACCACAAGUGAAAGCAAGCAAGCGACUCCAUGAGCCCUUGGAUGAGGGUGAAAAGGCAGAGCCGUGUGCAAAGCACGUGAGACAGAGCACAGAGCCACCACCUCCAGUUAGCAAAGACAGCUUUUCUUACAUGGGGGACUCUGUGGUCGUCUACACCGACGGCUGCUGCUCCAGUAACGGGCGCAAGAGGGCCCGAGCAGGAAUCGGCGUUUACUGGGGGCCAGGCCAUCCUCUAAAUGUGGGAAUUAGACUUCCUGGGCGACAAACAAAUCAAAGAGCAGAGAUUCGUGCAGCCUGCAAAGCCAUCGAGCAGGCUAAGGCUCAGGACAUCACUAAGCUGGUUCUCUACACGGACAGUAUGUUUACCAUCAAUGGCAUCACCAGCUGGGUGAGGGGCUGGAAGCGGAAUGGCUGGAGGACCAGCACCGGGGAGGAGGUGACCAACAAGGAGGACUUCGCGGAGCUGGAGCGGCUGGCGCGGGGCAUGGACAUUCAGUGGAUGCAUGUUCCUGGCCAUUCGGGAUUCAGAGGCAACGAAGAGGCGGACAGAUUGGCGAGAGAAGGCGCGAAGCAGCCCGCAGACUGA